Juglans regia (Persian walnut) is the source of this 2343-nucleotide messenger RNA. Its product is annotated as serine/threonine-protein kinase PBS1-like. Gene Ontology annotation, molecular function: protein kinase activity; ATP binding. NCBI's taxonomy places the organism in Eukaryota, Viridiplantae, Streptophyta, Magnoliopsida, Fagales, Juglandaceae. The record is from RefSeq and is a predicted model, not a curated record. The transcript is spliced from 5 exons. Gene Ontology annotation, biological process: protein phosphorylation. The coding region runs from base 499 to 1905 and encodes 468 amino acids.
GGUCAAACUGAGAGGGUGGGGACUGAGAGCUGAGGCCAGCAAGAGAGGGGGAGAGAUUGGUAUAAGGUGGGGGUGUGUGCGUGUGUAUUGCAGUGUGUGCAUUGAGACGUAGAGAAAGUGUAAACAAAGCCGAAGACAAGGCCGGCUCCUUCCCUGCUCUGUUUUAUUUGUAGCAUUCAUUUUUUUUUAAAAGAAAAAAACUAUUUUUCUUUUCUUUGUGAUCGUUGUUGUUGGUGUUUAAUGGGACUUGGAUUCACUCGCUUUGUCUUUUUUCCGUUGAAAUAUUCGUCUUCAAACUGAUCGGAUGGAGAAGAGGUUGGGGGAUAGAGAGAGACAGAGUGGAAGAUAUCCAUAAAUCUGGAUGUCGAUGUGAUGGGAUAUUGGUUAUAAUCGGAUUUGAAUAUGAACCAGCAGAUUGAGCUUGGGUGCGUCUGAUGUUUGUUUCUGUUUUGGACUGAAAGGAUUUUUAAAAGCCGGAUUUUUUAUUUGAUUUGGGGGAUGGGCUGCUUUCCGUGUUUCGACUCGAAGGAGGAGGAAAAGCUGAAUCCCGAGAAGGUAAGCGAUGAUCGAAAGCAAGUCCGGCCCAUGGUCCCUUCUGCCUUUUCCGGAUUGCCUUCUGGAGCUGACAGAUUUAAAUCACGAAGCAAUGUAGGGUACAAAAAGGAAUCACUUGGUCCCAAGGAUGGGCCUGGCGUCCAUCCUGGUGUCAAUAUUGCUGCUCAAACAUUCACUUUUCGUGAGCUUGCAGCUGCAACGAAGAAUUUCAGGCCAGAGUCCUUCUUAGGGGAAGGGGGAUUUGGACGUGUAUACAAGGGCCGACUUGAGACCACUGGUCAGAUUGUUGCUGUUAAACAAUUGGAUAGAAAUGGUCUUCAGGGUAACAGGGAGUUUCUGGUGGAGGUUCUCAUGCUUAGCCUUCUACAUCACCCUAACCUAGUGAAUUUGAUUGGCUAUUGUGCUGAUGGGGAUCAGCGGCUUCUUGUCUAUGAAUUCAUGUCCAUGGGUUCUCUAGAAGAUCACCUUCAUGAUCUUCCACCUGAUAAGGAACCACUAGAUUGGAACACAAGGAUGAGAAUAGCUGCUGGUGCAGCCAAAGGCUUGGAAUACCUGCAUGACAAAGCAAAUCCUCAAAUUAUUUAUAGGGACUUCAAGUCAUCCAACAUCUUACUUGAUGAAGGAUAUCAACCAAAGCUUUCUGAUUUUGGACUAGCAAAGCUCGGUCCCGUUGGAGACAAGUCACAUGUUUCCACCAGGGUAAUGGGCACUUACGGUUAUUGUGCUCCUGAAUAUGCCAUGACUGGACAAUUGACAGUAAAGUCUGAUGUCUACAGUUUUGGGGUAGUCUUUUUAGAGCUGAUUACCGGACGUAAGGCCAUCGAUAGCACCAGACCCCAUGGAGAACAGAAUCUUAUUGCAUGGGCACGUCCAUUGUUCAAUGACCGUAGAAAGUUUUCAAAAUUUGCUGAUCCACUGCUACAAGGAAGGUAUCCAAUGCGGGGCCUCUACCAGGCUCUAGCCGUGGCAUCCAUGUGCAUCCAAGAACAGGCUGCGGCCCGCCCUCUCAUUGGGGAUGUAGUCACUGCCCUCUCAUAUCUGGCAAACCAGGCAUAUGACCCUAAUACAACUUAUGCUCACGGCCAUAGAGGUUCUGGUGAUAAGGAUGAAAGAAGAGACAGAGACGAGAGAGGUGGAAGGAUAUUAAAGAAUGAGGAAGGUGGAGGAUCUGGUCAUAGGUGGGACCUCGAAGGGUCUGAGAAAGAGGACUCCCCUAGAGAAACUGCAAGAAUGUUAAACAGGGAUUUAGAUAGAGAACGUGCUGUUGCUGAGGCCAAGAUGUGGGGAGAGAAUUGGCGAGAGAAGAGAAGACAAAUUGCACAAGGCAGUUUUGAUGGGAAGAAUGCUUAGUGUCGGUGUGCACUCAGGGUUACCAUGUUCCACUUUGGCUGUAUUCCAACCGUCUCAAAAGACCAGGUGAAGAAAUGUUGGAAUCUGAUGUAUCUCUUACCUGGUGCCAUUCAAGCUUAUUAGCCAUUUCUUACCAAUGAGAGAGAGUAGAUGGGGGUAAUUGCAAGAGGACUUGGUGCCCAAACAUUCCCUACACACCCCCCCACCUUUUUUUUAUCGAACUUGAAGAAGGGGAAGAAAAAAGAAGAAAAAAAAAAAGAGUAAAAUAUCUGUAGGAGAAGGGACGUAUUUAGAAAUUUUGAGAGUAAACACGUCUAGUCAUUUGAUGUGCUUUCUUCUAGCUCUUGUAGGUUUUCUUCGAACAAAGAAAACAUGUUUGUUACUUCUUCUUGAGCAACUUAUCAAAAUAAUUGACUGGCUACACUGUUACACAUGUUA